Molecule: messenger RNA, 364 nt
Organism: Racocetra persica
Lineage: Eukaryota; Fungi; Glomeromycota; Glomeromycetes; Diversisporales; Gigasporaceae
Source: the annotation of a GenBank genome assembly
AAAAGGAGGAUCUGGAUUUCCUGCAAUACAAAGUCUUGGAAUUGGUGCAACAAAUGCUGGGAAGAAAGUGAUGAUAAGAGGAUGGCUUCAAAGAGAAAAAGAAACUUUUAUAGUUGUUAACAAGCCUGAAUAUGAUUUGAUUUUAGGUAGUAAUUGGCUAAUUGGAAAUAACAUUAAUAUAUUGUCUCCUUCGUUAUAUACAUUCUACGAAUUAUUAUUCUCUAAUUUCACCGCAAUUAAUUCAGAUGGGGAGGUUAUAAUAACCAAGUUUUUCAAACAUUAUACAGUUAUGGACAAUCUUGAUCUAAGUGAGUAUUAUGAUUCAGAUUAUACUGAAACAGAAUCAUCUGGCUUUGAAACCUGA